CCGGUCGGCAUUUUGUUCUGCGAGAGGGAGAGAGAGUCUGAGUGGACCCUUUUAUCACCGCGUCAGUCGUCUCUGAAUUUUUUCUUCCCCCCUUCUGAUUGUUUAAAAAAAAAACUGUCGAAUUUUUAUCACAAUCCCCCCCCUUCCUCCCCGCGGUUGGCGUGAAGACGGAGGACAGCCCGGACGAGCCGAUGUUUUUCUAGUUUCUCCAGUCCGAGCCUACAUGUUUGCAGUGAGACGGAAGAAGAGCGAACCCUCCCGACCCGGAUUAUUGUUGUUAUAUUAUUUCUCGGAGGAGCUGUGAGGGAGAGAGAGAGCGAGGAGAGAGAGAGAGAGCGAAAGGCACACACUCGGACCGUUUACAGCCCCCUUUUUUUCUUUUUCUUUUUUAACGAAGAAUUCUGAGCGUUUGGGAGAUGUGAAGUAAGGUUAGACGACACCGAAACUGAGCAAUCUGUGCAUUGACACGAUCACCCCACAACUUCAGGAUGAAUGGGGAUAUGCCUCAUGUUCCCAUCACCACUCUUGCUGGGAUUGCUAGCCUCACAGACUUAUUAAACCAGCUUCCUCUCCCAUCCCCUCUCCCUGCCACCACCACUAAAAGCCUGCUGUACAAUGGGAGGAUUGCAGAAGAAGUCAACUGCCUUCUGGCUUGUCGGGACGAGAACCUGGUGUCACAGCUUGCGCACAGCCUCAACCAGGUUUCCACAGAUCACAUAGAACUGAAGGACAACCUUGGCAGCGAUGAUCCAGAGGGGGAUAUUCCAGUGCUGCUGCAGACCGUCCUGACCAGGAACCCCAAUGUUUUCAGGGAGAAAAGUAUGCAGAAUCGAUAUGGGGUUCAGGGCGGUAUGAUGCAGCAGCCCAUGAUGCCUCAGUACAAGAUGGCACAGAAUUCCAUGCAUGGCAGCCCAGCACCUUCCAACUACCAGCAAACCACUAUCUCUCACAGCCCUUCCAGCCGCUUUGUUCCACCACAGACGAGCUCUGGUAAUAGAUUUAUGCCUCAGCAGAAUAGCCCUGUACCCAGCCCUUAUGCCCCACAGAGCCCUGCAGGAUACAUGCCGUAUCCACACCCUCCAAGCUACACUCAGCAUCAACAGAUACAGCAAGAGUUACAUGGCUCCCCUCUUGUAUCUGCACCUACAUAUUCAGGAAGCCCUCAGAGGCCGGUGCAGCCCUGUCUGAUAGUGCAAACUCAGCCCUCACCACAGCAGAACCCAUCUACCCCAACUUUAGUGGCCAGUCCUAUGGUUCCUGGCGGCAUGAGGAACAUUCAUGAUAACAAGGUUUCUGGGCAGAUGUCUAGCAACUCCGCUAACCACCAUGCUGACAAUUCCAGGCAUGGAUCAAAUGAAGAUUACCUGAACAUGGUGCAUAGGCUAGGAAGUGAGGAAAGCGAUCCCUCCAUGAGAAACGCAUCCUUCCCUCUCAGAUCCCCCCAGUCUGUGUGCUCUCCAGCAGGCAGUGACGGGACCCCAAAAGCUGGAUCCAGGCCGCCCCUCAUAUUACAGUCCCCACCCCCUUACACCUCUCCCAGAGACGCUCCACCAGACCUCUUAAUGGACUCUCCAGACAGGAAGAAGAAGCAGAAGAAAAUGAAAAUGAGCAAAGAAGAAAAAGAACAGGCAGACAAGGCAGCGAUGUACGACAUCAUCAGCUCUCCAUCAAAGGACUCCACAAAACUCACCUUAAGACUUUCUCGUGUGAAAUCUUCAGAAAUGGACCCACAGGGAGAUCUCCUUCCUGGAAUGGACAACAGCCCCGAUCCUGAGGGAGACAUGGCUUAUAACAACAUGCAAUAUGCAGGCCAGCCGCCCAAGACGCCAGCGGCCCCCCAGGAUGUACACCGAACCAACGCUACACAGUGCCUGACGCAGAACGAGCAGGCCGGCUUUCUCCCUGCGCAGCAGGUGCCGGUUUUACAAAACACGUCGGUGGCGUCGGCCAAACAGCCGCAGCCUCCCGGAGUGCCGAUGCCAGGAGCUCCUGCCCAGCCCCUCUCCGCCACCACUCCCUACGACGAGGUGGAAAUGGACGCUCUGGCGGAGAUCGAGAGGAUAGAGCGGGAGUCUGCCAUCGAGCGAGAGCGCUGCUCGAAAGAGGUGCAGGAUAAAGACAAGCCGCUGAAGAAGCGGAAGCAGGACUCGUACCCGCAGGAGCCUGGGGCCGGUGGAACGGCCGGUUCUACAGGCGGGGCUGGUGGAGGUGGUGGAGGAGGAAACGCCGGGAAUAAGGCCACUCCUCAGGAGGCCAGUGCUGCUGGAAACGGAGCUAGCCGUCCGGCCCUGAUGGUGAGCAUCGACCUGCAGCAGGCCGGGCGGGCAGAGGGCCAGCUUGACCCCUCUCUUCCUGCUCCCACUGGCGCUACAGAGGCGCAGAAAUGGACUGAGGAGCAGCGCGGCGUGCCCGCUGCUGCCUCUGGCCCGGCCGGAGAUGGCUCUGUCAGUGGCUGUCAGGAGGAGAUGACAGGUGUCCUCAGGCUCAAACCAGACAACCAGCCAGAGAACCCUAGGAGGAAGUCAGAAGAUGUUCAGAAGGCUGCUGAUGGGAGACCUGAGGUCAUUAAACAUAGGUCUGAGACUCCCAAACAGAAAGGGAGCUCAGACAGUAAGCCUGAGACCCCCAAACAGAAAAAUGAGAGCCACCCAGAAACACCCAGACAAAAGAGUGUAGAUGGCAGGCCAGAGACCCCCAAACACAAGCACGAUAACCGUCGGGACUCCAGUGGGAAGCCCGUCAGCUCGGAGAAAAGGAUGGAGAUGUCGAAACACAGGCAUGAUGGCAAACCGGAUUCUGCCAAGUUGAAAUCUGAAGGCAGAGGGCCAGAGACACCCAGGCAAAGGCCAGAUGGGCGCCCAUCAUCCUCUUCCUCUGAGUCUUCACGCCGCGACCACGAUGGUCACAGACAGCGAUCAGAGGAUCGACCUGAAUCUGAGCGACACAGGGGAGAUCCUUCUAGGAUCAGGAGGCCUGACACCCCUAAGUCCUCGAGCAGAGGGGAUCACGACUCCAGACAUGGCAAGUCUGACAGCUCCCGAGACAGGGAGAGAGACCGAGAGAGGAAGCAGAGAAAUGAGUCGGGGGAUUCUAGGGAGAGACGCUCCCCUGAAGAGCAGAGAUCCCGCCCCGAGAGCCCAAGGGUCAAACAGGAACCGAGGACAGACUCCAGCAGCCGACUCCGCACAGACAGACCUGGCUUCAAAUCCCCCAGCAACCGGGAUGAGCGGCGUUCAGAUGGCAGCAAAGGAAGGUCAGACUCGCAUAAGCAGCCGCCUGAUACCAAGCCUGAGUUCCCCACAUACCUACUGGGAGGCAAGUCGGGAGCACUGAAAAACUUUGUAAUUCCUAAAAUCAAACGGGACAAAGAUGGUAAUGUCACUCAGGAAACAAGGAAGUCUGAUUCCAGGGAUGAAAAGGUAAAGAUGGAGAAGAUGGGCCUUGUAGAGGAUUUGAACAAAGGAGCGAAACCAGUGGUGGUGCUUCAGAAGUUAACUUUUGAUGAAGUUCAAAAAUUUAUAAAGGAGAGAGAAGACAGGAAUGCAAGGAGCUCUAAAUCUGGGAAGAACCGACCAUCCUCCAAAUCUGGUAAAGGUGGAAUAGACCAGUCAGUGCUAAAGGAGCUGCCCCCAGAGCUGCUGGCGGAGAUUGAGUCCACCAUGCCACUGUGCGAGCGGGUGAAGAUGAACAAGAGAAAACGUACCACAGUCAACGAGAAACCAAAAUAUGCCGAAGUCAGCUCAGACGAAGAAAGCGACGGGACUGUUGAGUCUGCCCGAAAGCGGCACAAGAAGGACCGGGACAAACCGUGGGAGUGCGAGGAGCGGGAGCGGAGGGGCUCAGGGGAGCACCGGAGGAGCGGGCACUUCCACGAGGGCAGGAGGAGCUCGGGCAGCCGCUACCGCGAGCGCAGCCCCGACGACUCCGAGGAGGACUCCCCACCACCCAGCCUGAGCGACAUUGCCAGAAAAAUGAAGAAAAAAGAAAAGCAGAAAAAGAGGAAAGCAUACGAACCUAAACUUACACCUGAAGAAAUGAUGGAUUCGUCAACUUUUAAGAGGUUCUCAGCCAGCAUUGACAACAUUUUGGAGAAUUUGGAAGACAUGGAUUUCACUGCAUUGGCGGAUGAUGAUGAAAUUCCACAAGAGUUACUGUUGGGAAAGCAUCAGCUUAGUGAACUAGGAAGUGAAUCUGCUAAAAUUAAAGCCAUGGGAAUUACAAGCAGGAUUCCAGCAGAUAAACUGGUGAAGGUUUUGAAUAUUUUAGAAAAGAAUAUACAGGAUGGUUCAAAACUUUCGACACUCAUUAACCAUGAUAAUGACACUGAGGAUGAGGAGAGACUUUGGCGGGAUCUCAUCAUGGAGAGAGUGACAAAAUCUGCUGAUGCUUGUCUCACUGCCCUCAACAUUAUGACUUCCACCCAUAUGCCCAAAGCGGUGUAUAUUGAAGACGUGAUAGAGAGGGUCCUACAGUACACUAAAUUUCACUUGCAGAACACACUAUACCCUCAGUAUGAUCCUGUCUACAGGGUGGAUCCACAUGGAGGUGGCGUUUUGAGUUCCAAGGCUAAGCGUGCAAAAUGCUCCACCCACAAGCAGCGAGUGAUCGUGAUGCUAUAUAACAAAAUCUGUGAUAUUGUCAGCAACAUGUCUGAGCUGCUAGAGAUACAGCUGCUCACAGACACUACCAUUCUGCAGGUUUCGUCAAUGGGCAUUACACCCUUUUUUGUGGAAAAUGUCAGCGAGCUGCAGCUGUGUGCCAUCAAGUUAGUGACUGCUGUGUUUUCAAGAUAUGAAAAGCACAGACAGCUGAUACUGGAGGAGAUCUUUACAUCCCUAGCCAGACUGCCAACGAGUAAGCGAAGCUUGAGGAACUUCAGGCUGAACAGCAGUGACAUGGAUGGAGAGCCCAUGUACAUACAGAUGGUGACUGCUCUGGUCCUGCAGCUCAUUCAGUGUGUUGUGCAUUUGCCAUCGGAGAAGGAUUCUAACACUGAAGAUGAAUAUGACAAAAAGGUGGAUCAAGAUGUUCUGAUAACAAAUUCUUAUGAAACCGCAAUGAGAACAGCUCAGAACUUCCUCUCUGUUUUUCUCAAAAAGUGUGGCAGUAAGCAGGGUGAGGAGGAUUACCGGCCACUGUUUGAGAAUUUUGUGCAAGAUCUCCUGUCCACUGUUAACAAGCCAGAAUGGCCUGCUGCUGAGCUCCUGCUCAGUCUCCUGGGCAGGUUGCUGGUACAUCAGUUCAGUAACAAGCAGACAGAGAUGGCACUGAGGGUGGCUUCCCUUGAUUAUCUUGGGACUGUUGCUGCAAGGCUCAGGAAAGAUGCAGUGACGAGCAAAAUGGAUCAGAGUUCGAUAGAUCGCAUUCUGAAACGGUCUUCGGGUAAUGAUGAUAUCCAGCAGCUUCAGAAGACAUUACUGGAUUACCUGGAUGAAAACGCUGAGACUGACCCAUCGUUGGUUUUUGCGCGGAAGUUCUACAUUGCUCAGUGGUUCCGGGACACUACAACAGAGACAGAAAAGGCCAUGAAGACGCAGAACCAGAAGGAUGAGGAUUCAUCAGAGGGGACGCACCAUGCAAAAGACAUAGAGACGACGGGAGAGAUCAUGCAGAAAGCAGAGGCUCGGAAGAAGUUCCUUCGUUCAAUCAUUAAAACUACACCAUUGCAAUUUAGCACAUUAAAAAUGAACUCUGAUACUGUGGACUAUGAGGAUUCCUGCCUGAUUGUCCGAUAUUUGGCCUCCAUGAGGCCGUUUGCACAGAGCUUCGAUAUUUAUUUAACACAGAUUCUGCGGGUUCUGGGAGAGAGCGCAAUUGCUGUCCGGACGAAAGCCAUGAAAUGUCUCUCAGAGGUAGUAGCUGUGGAUCCAAGCAUUCUGGCCAGGCUGGACAUGCAGCGUGGUGUUCAUGGACGGUUGAUGGAUAACUCCACCAGUGUGAGAGAGGCAGCAGUGGAGCUACUAGGACGCUUCGUUUUGAGUCGGCCACAGCUUACUGAGCAGUAUUAUGAUAUGCUAAUAGAGAGAAUUCUGGACACUGGUAUCAGUGUGAGGAAAAGGGUAAUUAAGAUCCUCCGAGAUAUCUGUCUUGAACAGCCGACAUUCAAUAAAAUUACAGAGAUGUGUGUGAAAAUGAUUCGCAGAGUCAAUGAUGAAGAAGGCAUUAAGAAACUAGUGAAUGAAACAUUCCAGAAGCUCUGGUUCACUCCCACUCCCAAUCAUGAUAAAGAAGCGAUGACCAGGAAAAUACUCAAUAUCACUGAUGUGGUUGCUGCCUGCAGAGAUACUGGUUAUGACUGGUUCGAGCAGCUUCUUCAGAAUUUGUUGAAAUCUGAAGAGGAUGCCUCUUACAAGCCAGCAAAGAAGGCAUGUGUACAGCUUGUUGACAAUCUAGUAGAGCAUAUCCUCAAGUAUGAGGAAUCUCUAGCAGAUUCGGAAAAUAAAAGUGUAAACUCCAACCGCCUGGUUGCAUGCAUUACUACUCUGUACCUGUUCAGCAAGAUUCGUGCGCAGCUGAUGGUGAAACACGCGAUGACCAUGCAGCCGUACCUCACCACCAAGUGCAACACCCAGAGUGACUUCAUGGUCAUCUGCAACGUAGCCAAGAUCCUGGAGCUGGUCGUGCCUCUGAUGGAGCACCCUAGUGAGACUUUCCUCGCCACCAUCGAGGAGGACCUCAUGAAGCUCAUCAUUAAAUAUGGCAUGACUGUGGUACAGCACUGUGUGAGCUGCCUGGGGGCUGUGGUCAAUAAAGUCACACACAACUACAAGUUUGUUUGGGCGUGCUUCAACAGGUAUUAUGGCGCAAUAACCAAGUUAAAGACGCAGCAUCAAGAGGAUCCAAACAGCACUGUUCUCACUGCCAAUAAACCUGCACUACUUCGUUCACUCUUCACUGUUGGUGCACUGUGUCGACAUUUUAACUUUGACCAGGAGGAGUUCAAAGGCAGCAACAAGGUUGUCAUAAAAGACAAGGUACUGGAGCUGCUGCUCUAUUUCACCAGACAUGAAGAUGAAGAGGUGCAGACAAAAGCCAUCAUUGGUUUAGGGUUUUUGUUUAUUCAGCACCCAAGCUUGAUGUUUGAGCAGGAUGUCAAGAACCUGUACAAUGGUAUCCUCUCAGACAAGAACUGCUCCGUUAAUCUGAAGAUCCAGGUCCUGAAGAACCUGCAGACUUACCUGCAGGAAGAGGACACCCGCAUGCAGGAGGCUGACCGGGAGUGGAAAAAACUGUCGAAACAGGAGGACUUAAAAGAAAUGGGUGAUAUAUCUUCAGGCAUGAGCAGUUCAAUAAUGCAGCUCUACCUCAAACAGGUUCUUGAGGCGUUCUUCCACACGCAAUCCAACGUUCGCCAUUUUGCUCUAAAUGUAAUUGCCCUUACACUAAACCAAGGUCUCAUUCACCCAGUCCAGUGUGUGCCAUACCUGAUAGCCAUGGGAACAGACCCCGAGCCCAGCAUGAGGAAUAAAGCAGAUCAGCAGCUGGUAGAGAUUGAUAAGAAGUACACAGGAUUCAUUCAUAUGAAGGCUGUGGCAGGGAUAAAGAUGUCGUACCAGGUACAGCAAGCCAUCUGGGCGUCCCAGGACACGAUCAUCAGAGGUUUCCGACAGGACGAGCAGCACACGGCCUUGUGCUCCCACCUUUUCACCAUGGUGCGAGGAAACAGGCAGCACAGAAGGGCCUUCCUCAUCUCCCUGCUCAACCUCUUCGACGACAGUGCUAAAACGGAUGUGAAUAUGCUGUUGUAUAUAGCGGACAAUCUGGCCUGCUUCCCGUACCAGACGCAGGAGGAGCCUCUUUUCAUAAUGCAUCACAUAGACAUCACGCUGUCGGUAUCAGGCAGCAACCUGCUCCAGUCCUUCAAGGAGUCCCUGCGGAAAGAACCCAGGCCGAGGGAGCGGAAGUACUGCUCCGAGGAGGAUGAGGAUGACAUCAGCGGCAGCAGUGAGGACGGAGAAGUGAGGCGGCCAAAGAAGUCGAAGCGGCACGUGAACUCGGACUCGGACUCGGAUUCCGACAUGGAGGCUGAGGAUGUAGAAAAGGUGAUGAGCAGGUUACCAGACAACCCUGCCCCUCUCAUCGACUUUGCCAACGCUUCCCAAGGAAUCCUUCUCCUCCUGGUCCUCAAGCAACACCUAAAGAAUCUGUAUGGAUUCUCCGACAGUAAAAUCCAGAAGUACUCCCCGACCGAGUCUGCAAAAGUGUACGACAAGGCUGUGAACAGGAAGUCAUCGGUGCAUUUUAACCCCCGGCAGACGAUCGAGUUUCUUGCCAAUGACAUGGCGAAUACGGAGAUGACAUACGAAGUCAAGAGAAAGAUCGUCAAGCAGUACCUUGAUUUUAAGUUACUAAUGGAGCACUUGGACCCUGACGAGGAGGAUGAGGAGGGGGAGGCGUCGGCCAGCGCGAAUGCCCGAAAUAAAGCGAUCAAUGCGCUGCUGGGAGGAUCCAGCCCCAAGAACAACACCGCGGACACCGAGGACGACGAGAGCGAUGGAGAGGAGAAGGGAGGAGCACCGGGGUCAUCAAGAAAGUCCAGGCGAGGUGGAGAGUCGGCAGAAGUUGCAGGCCAUUUGAACGAGACUGUGGAAGCCAUGGACGUCAUCGCGAUCUGCUGCCCUAAGUACAAGGACCGACCACAGAUUGCCAGGGUGAUCCAGAAGACCAGCAGCGGCUACAGCGUUCACUGGAUGGCAGGCUCUUAUAGUGGUGCCUGGGCUGAGGCCAAGAAGCGAGAUGGACGCAAACUGGUGCCUUGGGUAGAUACUAUUAAAGAGUCGGACAUCAUUUACAAGAAAAUUGUUCUGACGAGCGCACAUAAGCUGACUAAUAAAGUGGUUCAGACUUUACGAUCGCUGUAUGCAGCUAAGGAUGGGACUUCCAGCUAAUGACUUACAACUUGCAGCCAAAUUCACAGGGACUGAAAAAGAAAAGACAAAAAAAAACUUGAAAAUGCAACAUUCUGGCAAAAAAAAUUGUGGUCUGUGAAGAGCUCACGAGAGGUGGAUCCAGGACACGUUUAAAUAAAACACAGAAACAGAAGGAAAUGUUUGGAAAACAUUUUGUGGGAGCUUCCUUCGCUGUUGUGCAGCAGAAACUUCUCAUUUGAUUUCUACUCCCACUGUAUCAUAGUUUAACAAAAAAUGUUUAUAUCUCGAAAAAAAUUCUGUUUAAAAAAUAAACUUAAAAGUGAAUGUUGGAAAUUAGUCUGUUAAUGUUCUUAAUAAAGUGUUCUUGGAGUUUAACCUAGCGACGGAUGGCUUUCUUUAGCUUAGCUCAGUUUCCAGGGAAGCGUUUUGUUUUUUUUCCAUGCUGUAAAAUGGCAGAAUCUCCUGGAUAUAAUUUAUUCUGUUGAAAAAAGAAGCAUGCAGUAUCUGUGGCCUAUCUGCAGGAGGAGUUUUUUGUAAAUGUAGAUUUUGAUGUAUUAGGUCACCCUGGUAAUAAGAGAAAAGGGAUCCCCAGCAAAACUGGCGGAACAAAUACUGCAAUAAAUUUUUUUACUUCUCUUUGUUA
This is a messenger RNA of Lepisosteus oculatus (spotted gar), 9513 nucleotides long. NCBI's taxonomy places the organism in Eukaryota, Metazoa, Chordata, Actinopteri, Semionotiformes, Lepisosteidae. The record is from RefSeq and is a predicted model, not a curated record.